Messenger RNA from Marchantia polymorpha subsp. ruderalis, 2541 nucleotides. NCBI's taxonomy places the organism in Eukaryota, Viridiplantae, Streptophyta, Marchantiopsida, Marchantiales, Marchantiaceae. The record is from the annotation of a GenBank genome assembly.
UAUCGAAAGCGAGACAAUCGUGGCGCUGUUUGCGGCAGCCGAGUAAGGGGAGGAGGAAAUUUGCGAAAAGGAGCUCCAAUGUCCGGGGUGGUGGGGAGAUAAGUACUGCCGCCGUGUCACCCUGCGACCCGCCCCGCCUGUGGAGAAAGAAUCACAGGAAGAUCCACUGAAAUGGGAUGGAGUUUCGAGUCGGAGUUCGUAGUGGUCUCCAUUGACCUUCUUUGAUUUACUCUGAAAAUAACUGAGACUUGUCACACGGUGAAGGCUCGCUCGCCAUUUCCAUUUCUGUUCAACGACGACGCCCACCAAAAGCUGAUGUGUCUCCUGUCUGGGUGUCGCUAUUUGCGCUCUCGGAGGGCGUUCAUGACAGGGUCUUUUCUCCACGGUGGAUUGUUCUCGUCUCAGUUCCCGCUCUCAGGGUUGUGACCCUGAGUGUCAUUCCAAAUUGAGUACAUGUGGGCAAUUCAACCGCCCCAGCAAAGUUUGGACAAUGGGCCCAGCUGUGAACUCUCAUGGACCUGGUAUAGGUGUGAGCGCGUCUCUUGAAUUACUGCCAAUCGAGAUUUUGACUCGGAUCCUGAGCUUGAUACGUACUCAUGACUUAACUAGAGCUGCUCAAGCAUGUAAAGCUCUCAGUGAUGCCUGCGACAGAGUGAUAGGAACGCUUACUCAUUUGGAUCUGAAAAACGUGGGAGCUAAUUUGGAUGAUUUUACAUUCUCCAAAUUGUCCAAGAAACUAGGGCCAAAUCUAAAAAGCCUAGAUGUGGAUUGUUGGCAUCUCUCCGAGGACUCACUCAAAAAUCUGCCCAAAGGGCUCGAAGAACUUGCUCUCUGUGGAUGUGAUCUUCAUACCAGUAGAAUCAUCAGCAAUGUCAUUGAUAGCACUCGUGGGAGUCUACGUCGCUUCGCCUGGUCAGGCUUUGGAUGUACUCCAUCAGCAGGUGCCUUCGAGCGGCUUUUAUUCAACUCACCGAAUCUGACAUCUUUCAGGAUUGACAGCCUGAUUCAAAACAUCGACGUCAACGUAGUUGUUCGUGCUAUGGCAGAUUUGUGUCCUUUUGUGAAUGAUUUGAGUGCCUUCGAUUUAACCAUGGAAACCUUUUCCUACAUCAAGCAACGUGGAACUCAGCUGAAGAAAUUGCGACACAAAAGGACUCUGGGUUCAUCAAUGGGGAUAACCGAUGCAUCCUUAGUUACGAUAACGCUGAUGUGCCCAAGUCUUGAAGAACUCAAUCUUGUCGACGAAUGUUUUCUGCCUACUGGAGUGGAGGUACGCCUUCAGAAGCAUUUAGAAGGCAUUGAAGGAAAUUCACUCUUAUCGACUACCCGCAAACUGGAGAAAUAAGUGAGAAAGUUCAGAGAUCAUUUUCCUGUCGACUCCUGAUGAUGACUUCAUAAGAGAACUUCAGCCUUGCCAGUGUGGUGUAGGCCGCCGGUUGACGUUGGCGAGUCUUUGCGGCAAGCUUACUCACGUGGAGUUGAUUAAUUUCAAGCGGCUGAGCGACCCACCAGCGUAUGAGCUUAUUCAGAGAUGCCCAAGGUUAGUGGAGGUGGAUUUCAGUUACAGCUCAAUUACCGAUGCAACUCUUGAACUCCUCUCGGAACAUUGCAAAGGGAUCCGUACCGUGCGUGUGAAGGGUUGUCGAUUGCUGACAUCCAGAGGGUUGCGAGCAUUGGAGCUCUGUGGAUCACUCGAAGUACUCAAUGCAGGAUCGGCAUCAGGGUUUUCGGAUUCAGUAAUUUCAACGAUCUGCUCCGGAAAUCCGAACCUCAAAAUUCUUGUACUUAGUUUUGCUCCGCUGACAGACAAUGCGUUGAAGCACAUUUCCAUGUGCCAUCACAUGCAGGGGCUUGCAAUUCAUGAGUGCAACAGGAUCACGAAUGUCGGCCUUAACGUGAUUGCCAAAGGGUGUCCCCAACUGCGUUUCGUGUCGUUCAGCUAUUGUGAACGUAUUACAGAUGCAGGGGUCAUCGCAUUGGCAGAAGGCUGCUCACAACUAAUGAAAGUACAGUUAGAUGGGUGUAAACUUCUCUCUAACCCGUGUGUCCGGGCUCUAUGCCAAAAGGCUCCGAGGUUGCGGUACCUUAGCAUGAACCAAUGUCCAAAGCUCUCUGACGAUGUGUUCCAACACCUCCUGGAUGGUGCCUCUUUGCGCUUUAUCGUAUUGGGAAGCCCAAAACUGUCAACUGAAAAUACGAUGGCCUUUCAUCUUAAGAGACAACUUGUAGAGCUUCUCAUCGAUGGAAAAAGGUUUGUUGCGUCAACGGUCAUUUCCGGGAAGAAGUAGUGGGAGAUCUUCUGACAGGACUGAAGACACAGGUGUGUCACGAGUCCGACGAACUCGCCAGAGCUGAACAACGAGCUUAUAUCAUACCUUUGGAUAUACAUGGGUGGUUUAGUGGAUAUAAACUUGGUAAAAUUCAACUCGUUUGGGAUCAUGAGUUACAUGUAGUUAUUCAGUUGCUGUAGAGAUACUUUAUGUGCAUGAUUUUUAUCGAAACACCUUCUUGUAAAUAUAAGUCAGAAGAGAUGGCUUUACG